This is a messenger RNA of Closterium sp. Naga37s-1, 741 nucleotides long. Lineage: Eukaryota; Viridiplantae; Streptophyta; Zygnematophyceae; Desmidiales; Closteriaceae. The record is from the annotation of a GenBank genome assembly.
AUGUCUCCCAAAAUUCUCCGUUUCUCUCACAGGAGCCGCCCUUCCAGGCAAGAACGUCUCGUUCUCACCUGCUCUCUCGCCCUCGCGACCCUCAUAGCAGCAUUCGCUCUGCUCGUCCCAUCAGCCGCCGCCGCGCUGAAGCUCGGCCCUUAUAUCGCGCCGGGCGCCACGGACAACCGCGGCCCGUGCCCGGCCUUCAACACCAUGGCGAAUCACGGCGUCUUUCCGCGCGACGGCUCCGCCGUCAAGCGCAAGCGCAUCGUCAACGCCUUCCGCAAGUUCUACUCCUUCUCGCCCACGGUGACGAACGCGCUGAUCAACGGCGCCAUGUCGAAAGGCGUGGGGGAUAAAAAGGCGGGGACGAUCGAUCUCGUGCAGCUCCGCGCGCACAAUAAGAUCGAGCACGACGUGUCGCUGGUCCGCGACGACGCGUAUCUCGGUAACAACUACGAAGUUAACGUUACGCUCUUCAACCAAAUGCUCAAGUUCUCCUCCACGAAAAAAUACAUCACUCUUCGCGAGAUCGGCCGCUUCCGCAAGCACCGCUUCUACGCGUCCCAUAAGAACAAUCCCCAGCUCAAUUACGACACGAAUUUCGAAGCCGUGGCGUUCGGGGAAGCAGCGGCGCUGGCAGGAGUGUUCGGCGGAAGGCUGCGCUUUUACGCGGUUCCGAUUGACUACCUCAAGUCUUUUCUCCGUGAUCAACGGUACCGGAACUCAUCAUUUCAACCCCUCACGUAG